AUGGACAAUGGGGAUGUCGUGGCAUUUAAAAAACUAUGGCCUGCAACUAAUAGAUGCAGUGAUGAGAAGUCUGGAGUUUGUGAUUCCUUCUCAGCCGAAGUGAAAACGCUUGGUUCAAUUCGCCAUAAGAACAUUGUCAAGUUCUUGGGUUAUAGGAAUAAAAGCACAAGAUCGCUCAUGUAUGAUUAUAUGCCUAAUGGGAGUUUAGGCAGUCUACUACACGAUAGGAAUGGUACACUGCUGGAGUGGGAACUGAGGUACCAAAUUUUGCUAGGGGCAGCUCAAGGACUUAUCAUGGGAAAGACUGAUGUCUAUAGCCAUGGAGUUGUUGUAAUGAAAGUCUUGACCGGGAAACAACCAAUUGAUCCAACAAUACCCAAUGGACUUCAUGUAGUCGAUUGGGUGAGGCAGAUAAAGGGAGGACUCGAAGUUCUGGAUCCAAGUUUGCUAUCCCGAUCUGAAUCUGAGAUCGAGGAAAUGAUGUAG
This is a messenger RNA of Fraxinus pennsylvanica, 486 nucleotides long. The record is from the annotation of a GenBank genome assembly. Lineage: Eukaryota; Viridiplantae; Streptophyta; Magnoliopsida; Lamiales; Oleaceae.